This is a messenger RNA of Drosophila teissieri, 603 nucleotides long. RefSeq lists its product as uncharacterized. The transcript is spliced from 2 exons. The coding region runs from base 1 to 603 and encodes 200 amino acids. The record is from RefSeq and is a predicted model, not a curated record. NCBI's taxonomy places the organism in Eukaryota, Metazoa, Arthropoda, Insecta, Diptera, Drosophilidae.
AUGCAGACGGGGCGUAUACUUGUUGCCUUCAUUUUGCUGUGUUUGAUGGUUCCUUUUCGGGCAGCAAAGUGCAAGGCAGCGCCCAAAUCUGUGCAAAAUGUACACGUUUGUUGUUCAGCGCCCCUGCCAAACUGGGCAGUUUUCAACAGAGAGUGCCAUAAGUCGGCCACCCAGGCAAGUGUAAGUAGUAAAGGUAUAUAUCAAAGCCAAGUUAAUUCCGCGAGCUUCCUCGUCAAGUGCCGUUUAGAUUGCAUCUUCAAUGCCAGCUCAGUGCUGCAGGGAAAUCAAUUGAACCAAGCGAAAGUUCGACCCAUGUUGGAGCGGGCCUUCUCCAGCGAACCCACCAUCGAUGUGUACGAGUCCAACUUUGCCAGAUGCUCAUCGGUGGUCAGGAGCAAGUACCAGGAGCUAUCGCCGCUGAGUCGUCAGAGCGACGCCUGCGACAGACACGCCCUCUUCUACAGCCUUUGUGCGUACGCUCGCUUGAUUUUCACCUGUCCGGAGAAAAUGUGGCAAGGAAAUAACAGGAUGUGCCAGGAGGCCAAGGCCUAUGCGAAAAAGUGUCCGUGGCCUGCGCUAAAAAUGUUUAUGAAAAAUACUUAA